AUGGUCACAAUCCCACCUCCUGGUUGGAUCACUGCUGCCCACAAGCACGCUGUCAAAGUUCUUGGAACAUUCAUCCUGGGCAAGGAUGGCACCAAAGCCCUCAACACCAUCCGAUUUUCUGGCCUGACAUCCCAGGUUGCGGUCCAGCUGGCGAACGUUGCAAGGGUCGGCAGGUUUGACGGAUGGCUCAUAAGCAUCGGGUGCAAGAUGGAUCCCAGCUGUAUUUCAUUCUUGGAGAACUUGCUGUCGUCCAUCACCGAAGAAACGCACAAAGCCGUACCCGGGUCGCUGGUGAUCUGGUACGACGCCGUGGACGUCGACGGCAACGCGAAGCCGCACAACGAGCUGAACGAAAAAAACGCCUGCUUCUUUGACCUGUGCGACGGCAUAUUCCUCGACUUCCGCUGGACCGAAGACAUGCUCCUGAACUCCGCACGAGUUGCGGGCGACCGCAAAGCCGACGUCUACGCCGGCGUCGACGUAUACGCGCGUGAGACAUGGUACUCUGGUGGCUACGACAUGUACAAGGCUGUCCAGCUCGCCCACAGAUGCGGCUUGUCGGCGGCCGUCUUUGCGGCUGGCUGGGUGUACGAGACCCAAGACGAGAAAAAUUUCGCGGCAAACCAGCGCAGGUUGUGGGCACUGCCGGAGGACUGCCGCUCACAGUGCAAGGUUACGGCACUUCCCUUGUCCACAACGUUCUGCCAGGGAUGCGGUACUCGUCUGUACAACCAAGGCCGGGUUGUCAAACCAGCACCGUGGUUUGAUCUUUCAAAGCAGCAGCUGCAGCCCCGAGAUCAAGGAACGAACCUCUGCGGCAGUGGCGGGUCGGCCAUAUUGUCUACCGCGACCUCUUACACUGGUGGCGGCUGUCUCUAUUUGCACUACAGUCCAGAAAAGGCACCAGGAUCCACUUUGAUCCCUUACUUCAAGUUGUUCGGCUUCGAUCUGCCACUGGGCUCACUGUGCGUCAGCUACGCUUUCAAGAACAAGCAGCAGGGCUCCUUGGCGGGGCACGACGUGAACCUGAUCCUUCGAGUCCGGGACGUCGGUGGCAAGGAGGACGAGCUGUCACUGGGCUCAGUGAUUGUCGUCCCCCAGAGUGAGAAGUACAUCGUGGAGCGCGAGAUCACCGACAGCGCCCAAGGUGACCUGAGCCUCGCUCAAGGUGGCUGGUUGACAAGAAAGUAUUAUGUGAAAGAUGCCACGGGCUCGGCUCUCCUUGAAGAAAUAGGGAUUUCCUUUAAUGCCAAUGAAGAAAUAGCUUGCUACCUUGGCGAGCUCGUCGUUAAGCGGCCGGAGAUUACGUCCGAAAGAGAGGCGGCGGGGGACCCGAAAGAUUGCGGACAACACGACCAGGCCGAAGAAGGGCUCGAAUCAAUCACUUUUGAAUACUCGAUGUCUAGUGACGAAAGCGACUAG
Rhipicephalus microplus (southern cattle tick) is the source of this 1422-nucleotide messenger RNA. Its product is annotated as cytosolic endo-beta-N-acetylglucosaminidase. Gene Ontology annotation, cellular component: cytoplasm. Gene Ontology annotation, molecular function: mannosyl-glycoprotein endo-beta-N-acetylglucosaminidase activity. Gene Ontology annotation, biological process: protein deglycosylation. NCBI's taxonomy places the organism in Eukaryota, Metazoa, Arthropoda, Arachnida, Ixodida, Ixodidae. The record is from RefSeq and is a predicted model, not a curated record.